Molecule: messenger RNA, 1403 nt
Organism: Tigriopus californicus
Lineage: Eukaryota; Metazoa; Arthropoda; Copepoda; Harpacticoida; Harpacticidae
Exons: 4
Coding region: 180-1352 (390 amino acids)
Cellular component (GO): nucleus
Molecular function (GO): protein binding
Source: RefSeq, a predicted model, not a curated record
AUUCUUUUAACUAGAGCCGAUCAGAAAUCACCAGCACUACUCCCAUCUUCCGGAAAUUCGUCCCUCCCUCCAGUCAGCUUCUUUCUUGGGUGAACUCGCUGUGAGCAUGCCCCUGGAUUGACGAUCCCCGAUAAGGCCUGUGAUUGGGGGCCCCCAGUCAGUGUCGGUGGAUAUUCACAAUGAGCACAAGUGUGGGCGAAUGGGUGGAGUUCUUCGUGGGGGCGGGAAUUCCCUCGCGCGAAUCGGCCCAAUACGCCCAAACCUUUCAUUCGCAUCGAAUCUCCAUGGAAAUGCUCCUGGAUCUCAACAAAGAAUAUCUCCGAGAUAUGGGCAUCACGGUCUUGGGCGACAUCAUUGCCAUUCUCAAGCAUGCCAAAGAAGUCCAGGGCAACAUGACCUCGCACCGUGUCCUCCAGGGAUCCUCGGCCUCGCAUGCUUUGGCCACGCCCCCCACGGCCGCCGGGAGUCGACCCGCUGUAACACCAGUCAUGAACCCCGACUCCACCAUGGCCAAGGAUACUCAUCCAUUGCCCGCGAUGUCCCGGAGGCCGUCGGGCGAUCAUGAGCGUGAUCGCUCACGUUCUCAGAGCAAUGCUAACCCGGUGAGCCCGCCCACGGUGUCCGCCCGUUUAGGCCCACCCGCGCCUCGUCGAUUCGCCGAGUUCAAGAAGGAUAACGUAUUCCGACGUUUAGCAGAUGUGCCCGUUACUCAACCCGAGAUUUCUUCGUCCCGGUCGGUGUCCAUGCGACCUCCAGAGGACACCACAGUUCGAUCCGUGUUCAAACGUGUGGGUCAAGCCACACCCACCAACGGAUCAAGCUCCAAAUCCAACAAAUCAAAUCCCGUAGAGGAGAGCCGUCCCAAGAAGAAGAAAUACAUUAUGGUCCGCACUCUAUCUGAUGGAUCCAAAAUUCGUCAAAUCGUCUCGCCGGAUGAUCCGAUUCUCGAGCGGGUCCAAGUGACCAAACGGGUCCCGUCAACCCCGCCUUCCGGAGCAGUCCGACCAUUUGUAGCUACAACCAGAUUCCCGGCGGCCCCGCCUUCUUCAUUAUCUUCGUCUCGCGAGCCUCUGCGCAAGAAGCGCAAGCCCAUUUCUCCGCCCAGAGAUGAUCCGCCUAGAAGCUCGUCGCGUUCGUAUCAGAUUCGCCGUAGCGAUGAACCUCACCAAAGGAUCCACGAAAGGUUGGAGGGCGGAUCCCGACAUCGAUUUGAAAGCUCGAGGAUGUCCGACUCACAACUUCCUGCAACAACCCAAGGGCCCAAAAGGUCGGAUCCAGGAUCCUCCCGGAUGUACAGUGACGACUACAGUAACAAAAUGUCACACAGAGUCGGUCGGAAGAGAACUUUGUGAAUCGCUUUAUAAUAAGCAAUAGAAUGGUUACAUUAUAAAUGAUUGCGUUCA